AAUGAUCCCAAAAUGGAUCCCAAAAUGGAUCCCAAACGGAUCCCAGACGGAUCCCAAACGGGUCCCAGGCCAGCCCGGAGUGUCCUGAGGCCUCUUCCCGCUUUUCCGCAGCUUUUCCUGGAUGACACCAAAGUGAAGAACUUCAUCACCUGCUUCAAAGACGUCUCCUUCCUCUCCUUCUUCUUCAAGCGCCUGGAGCGGAACCGGAGCGGGCGCUACGAGCUGGAAUUCCCGUUCCUUUCCCGCUGCGGGCGGGAGCGGAACUUCCUGCGCUGCGACGACCGGCCCGUGGUCUUCACCCA
Lepidothrix coronata (blue-crowned manakin) is the source of this 302-nucleotide messenger RNA. It is a transcript of the gene CUNH8orf82, whose product is annotated as chromosome unknown C8orf82 homolog. The transcript is spliced from 2 exons. The record is from RefSeq and is a predicted model, not a curated record. NCBI's taxonomy places the organism in Eukaryota, Metazoa, Chordata, Aves, Passeriformes, Pipridae. The annotation marks the transcript as partial.